Molecule: messenger RNA, 11570 nt
Organism: Capra hircus (goat)
Lineage: Eukaryota; Metazoa; Chordata; Mammalia; Artiodactyla; Bovidae
Gene: MUC6
Product: mucin 6, oligomeric mucus/gel-forming
Exons: 35
Coding region: 1-11100 (3699 amino acids)
Cellular component (GO): extracellular matrix
Molecular function (GO): protein binding
Source: RefSeq, a predicted model, not a curated record
AUGACCCUGCCACCCACCAGCACUGGGACCUCAGCCCCAGACGUGGGCGGCCGCAUGCUGACGGGGGGUCCUGUCCUCGCAGCUCCAGACAACAGGGGCCGGUGCUCCACAUGGGGGGCAGGCCACUUCUCUACCUUUGAUGGCUACACAUACGACUUCUCGGGGACCUGCAACUACGUCUUUGCGGCCGUCUGCAAGGAUGCCCCAUCCACCUUCAGCGUCCAGCUACGGCGAGGGCCUGGUGGGAACAUCUCCCGGAUCAUUGUGGAGCUGGGGGCCUCUGUAGUCACCGUGCAGGACGCAGUCAUCACCGUCAAGGACGUGGGGGUGGUCAGCCUGCCCCACACCAGCAACGGGCUCCAGAUCACACCCUUCGGACAGAGCGUGCGGCUGCUGGCCAAGCAGCUGGAGAUGGAGCUGGUGGUCAUGUGGGGUCCCGGUGCCCAUCUCAUGGUACUGGUAGAGAGGAAGUACAUGGGCAAGAUGUGCGGGCUGUGCGGGAACUUUGACGGCGAGAAGACCAACGAGUUUCUGAGCGAGGACGGCCAACUGCUGGAGCCCCACAAGUACGCCGCCCUCCAGAAGCUGGACGACCCCAACGAGAUCUGCGCCUACGAGGCCAUCCCCAGCCCCCGGCUCCUGCAGGCAGAGCACGCCCAGGCUUGCCUGCGGCUGCUGACCCUGGUGGCGCCCGAGUGCACCGUGCCCCAGGAGCCCUUCCUGCUGAGCUGCCAGGCGGACAUGGCCGCAUGCGCGGAGCCCGGCCGGCCCAACUGCAGCUGCGCCACGCUGUCUGAAUACUCACGCCAGUGCAGCGUGGCCGGCCAGCCCGUCAGCAGCUGGCGGGGCCCCGACCUCUGCUCUGUGGGCCAGUGCCCGGCCAACCAGGUGUACCGGGAGUGCGGCGAGGCCUGCGUGCGGACCUGCUCCAACCCACGGCACAGCUGCUCCAGCUUCUGCACCUUCGGCUGCUUCUGCCCAGAAGGGACGGUUCUGGACGACAUCUCGAAAAACCACAGCUGUGUUCCCGAGCCCCAGUGCCCCUGCAUGCUCAGUGGGGUGGUCUACGCCCCCGGGGAGGUCACAACAGCCGCCUGCCAGACCUGCCGGUGCUCGGGGGGCCACUGGGAGUGUGAGGAGCGGCCCUGCCCGCGGCGCUGCGCCCUGGAGGGCGGCUCCUUCGUCACCACGUUCGACGCCAGGCCCUACCGCUUCCAUGGCACCUGCACCUACGUCCUUGUCCAGAGCCCCCAGCUCCCUGGCGGCGGCUCGCUCAUGGCUGCAUUCGACAAGUCUGGGUAUUCACACUCGGAGACCUCCCUAGUUGCUGUCAUCUACAAAUCCAGCCAGGACAAAAUCAUGAUUUCUCAGGAUGAGGUGGUCACCAACAACGGCGACACCAAGUGGCUGCCAUACAAGACUCGAAACAUCACGGUCUUCAGGCAGACAUCCACCCACCUUCAGAUGGUCACCACCUUUGGGCUGGAGCUCGUGAUCCAGCUCUGGCCCGUGUUCCAGCUGUACAUCACUGUCGGGCCCCAGUUCAGAGGCCAGACCAGAGGGCUCUGCGGCAACUUCAAUGGGGACACGACGGACGAUUUCACCACAAGCAUGGGCAUCACCGAGGGCACUGCCUCGCUCUUCGUGGACUCCUGGCGGGCGGGGAACUGCCCCGCUGCGCUGGAGCGAGAGACCGACCCCUGCUCCAUGAGCCAGCUCAACAAGGUGUGUGCGGAGACCCACUGCGCGGUGCUGGUGCAGAAGGGCACAGUGUUCGAGAACUGCCAUGCCACCGUGGACCCCAAGCCCUUCUACAAGAGGUGCGUGUACCAGGCUUGCAACUACGAGGAGACAUUCCCGCACAUCUGCGCCGCCCUCGGCGACUACGCGCUCGCAUGCGCCUCCCGGGGCGUCCUGCUGCAGGGCUGGAGGAACAGCGUGGACAACUGCAGCAUUCCCUGCACAGGCAACCAGACGUUCAGCUAUGACAGCCAGGCCUGUGACCACACGUGCCUGUCGCUGACCGACCGCGAGGCCGAGUGCCACCCCAGCGCUGUGCCGGUGGACGGCUGCAACUGCCCUGAGGGCACCUACCUGAACCACAAGAGCGAGUGUGUGCGCAAGGCCCAGUGCCCCUGCCUCCUGGACAGCCACGGGUUCAUCCUGGCCGACCAGUCCACCAUGGUCAAUGGGGUCGUCUGCCGCUGCGUCAACGGGCGGCUGAGCUGUCGGGCGCGGCCUCAGAUGCUUCUGGCGACCUGCUCAGCGCCGAAGACCUUCCAGUCCUGCAGUCAGUCCUCGGAGGACAAGUUUGGGGCGGCCUGCGCCCCCACCUGUCAGAUGCUGGCCACUGGCACCCCCUGCGUGCCCACGAAGUGUGAGCCCGGCUGUGUCUGUGCCAAGGGGCUCUACGAGAACGCCAGUGGGCAGUGCGUGCCCCCCGAGGAAUGCCCAUGCGAGUUUGCGGGCAUCUCCUACCCCCGGGGUGCUGAGCUCCACACUGACUGUAAGAGCUGCACCUGCUCGAACGGGACGUGGUCCUGCCAGCAGAGCGCCCACUGCCCGUCCACCUGCAGCCUCUAUGGGGAGGGCCACGUGGUCACCUUUGACGGGCAGCGCUUCGUGUUCGACGGCAACUGCGAGUACAUCCUGGUCACGGACGGCUGCAAUGCCAGUGACUCGCAGCCCACCUUCAAGAUUCUGACAGAGAACGUCGUGUGUGCAAAGUCAGGCGCCACCUGCUCACGGGCCAUAAAGAUCCUCCUGGGGGGCCUGUCCAUCGUGCUGGCAGACGCCAACUACACGGUGAGCGGGGAGGACCCUGGCGUGCACUUCCGGGUCAAGGCUGGCUCCCUGCACCUGGUGCUGGACGUCACCAUCGGCAGCGCGUACAACCUGACUCUCACCUGGAACAAGCACAUGGCCGUCUUCAUCAAGGUCGCCCGCGCCUCCCAGGAUCCCCUCUGCGGCCUGUGUGGCAACUACAAUGGGAAUAUGAAGGACGACUUCCAGACACGCAGCAAGUACUUAGCGUCCAGCGAGCUGGAGUUCGUGAACUCCUGGAAGGAGAGCCCGCUGUGCGGCGACACCACCUUCGCGCUGGACCCCUGUAGCCUCAACGCCUUCCGCCGCUCCUGGGCCGAGCGCAAGUGCAGCAUCAUCAACAGCCAGACCUUCGCCGCCUGCCACGGCCAGGUCUACCGCCUGCCCUACUACGAGGCCUGCGUGCAGGACACGUGUGCGUGCGACACUGGGGGGGACUGCGAGUGCCUAUGUGACGCUGUGGCCGCCUACGCCAAGGCCUGCGUGGACAAGGGCGUGUGUGUGGACUGGCGGUCCCCCGACUUCUGCCCCGUGUACUGUGACUUCUACAACACGCACAUGCAGCUGGGCAGCGAGUUCCAGUACACCCAGCAGGCCAACUGCACAUGGCACUACCAGCCGUGCCUCUGUCCCGCGUGGCCACAGCGCGUCCCGGACAACAUCGAAGGCUGCUACAACUGCUCCCAGGACGAGUACUUUGAUCACGACAAGGGGACGUGCGUGCCAUGCAGGCUGCUGCCCACCACGCCGGCUCCAACAGGCUCGCCUGCCACAGAAACUACGCCGGCCACAGCCAGCACCACGCUGACCCCCAGCACUGGGCUCGGCUCCCCAACAACACCCACGGCCCCCACGCAGACGCCUAGCCUCUCAGCCACAGCCUCUUCAUCCACACAGGCAGGGACAGCCCCAACCACCCGGACACAACCAGCGGUCUCCUCGGAGGGGUCACCUCAGAGCACCUCUGCUGUCACCACCCGGGCCACAUCCGCACUGGCCCCCACGGUCACUCAGAGGUCCACAGCCACAGGCCCUCCCGUGACCUGGGCCACCACGCGGCCCACGGGGCCCUCCUUCAGCACCGCCACGCAGUCCACAGCUCGGGCCACGGCGCACACGACAGCAGCCUCGCCAAGCCUGGCAACGCCAGGGACCGCCACAGAGCACCCCACAAGUAAGCACGCCCUGCCGCCUGUCCCUGCAGAGGGGCCUCCAUGGGGCAGCCCCAGCACCCAGCCUGAGCCUCUGGGCCACGGGGAAGAGAGUGGCCUUGGGGGGCCCUGUGACCAUGGGCCUAAGCCCACCACAGACAGAGACCACCACAGCCACACCACUGACAACCACCACCAAAGGGACUACCACACCCAGAGCCACGCCACUGACAGAGACCACCAGAAAAACCACUACGCCCACAGUCACACCACUGACAGAGACCACCACAGAAACCGCCACACGCACAGUCACACCACUGACAAAGACUACAACAGAAAGCACCACAGUCACAGCCACUCCACUGACAGAGACAACCAGAGAGACUACCAUAUCAACAGCCCCAAUACUGACAGAGACCACCACACACACAGCCCCACCACCGACAGAGACCACCGCAGCCACACCACUGACAACCACCACCACAGAGACCACCACACACACAGCCCCACCACUGACAGAGACCACUACAAAAACCACUACACCCACAGCCACACCACUGACAAAGACCACCACACCCACAGUCACACCACUGACAGAAACCACCACAGAAACCGCCACACGCACAGUCACACCACUGACAAAGACUACAACAGAAAGCACCACAGUCACAGCCACUCCACUGACAGAGACAACCAGAGAGACUACCACACCCACAGCCCCACCACUGACAGAGACCACCACACCCACAGUCACACCACUGACAGAGACCACUACAAAAACCACUACACCCACAGCCACACCACUGACAAAGACUACAACAGAAAGCACCACAGUCACAGCAACUCCACUGACAGAGACAAUCAGAGAGACUACCACACCCACAGCCACACCACUGACAAAGACCACCACAGCCACACCAUUGACAAAGACCACCACAGCCACACCACUGACAACCACCACCACAGGGACCACCACACCCACAGCCCCACCACUGACAGAGACCACGACAGCCACACCACUGACAACCACCACCACAGGGACCACCACACCCACAGCCCCACCACUGACAGAGACCACCAGAGCCACAUCACUGACAACCAACACCACAGAGACCCCCACACCCACAGCCCCACCACUGACAGAGACCACCACAGCCACACCACUGACCACCACCAGCACAGAGACCACCACACCCACAGCCCCACCACUGACAGAGACCACCACAGCCACACCACUGACAACCACCACCACAGAAACUGCCACACGCACAGUCACACCACUGACAAGGACUACAACAGAAUCCACCAUAGUCACAGCCACUCCACUGACAGAGACAACCAGAGAGACUACCAUAUCCACAGCCCCAAUUCUGACAGAGACCACCACACACACAGCCCCACCACCGACAGAGACCACCGCAGCCACACCACUGACAACCACCACCACAGAGACCACCACACCCACAGCCCCACCACAGACAGAGACCACCACAGCCACACCACUGACAACCACCACCAAAGGGACUACCACACCCAGAGCCACGCCACUGACAGAGACCACCAGAAAAACCACUACGCCCACAGUCACACCACUGACAGAGACCACCACAGAAACCGCCACACGCACAGUCACACCACUGACAAAGACUACAACAGAAAGCACCACAGUCACAGCCACUCCACUGACAGAGACAACCAGAGAGACUACCAUAUCAACAGCCCCAAUACUGACAGAGACCACCACACACACAGCCCCACCACCGACAGAGACCACCGCAGCCACACCACUGACAACCACCACCACAGAGACCACCACACACACAGCCCCACCACUGACAGAGACCACUACAAAAACCACUACACCCACAGCCACACCACUGACAAAGACCACCACACCCACAGUCACACCACUGACAGAAACCACCACAGAAACCGCCACACGCACAGUCACACCACUGACAAAGACUACAACAGAAAGCACCACAGUCACAGCCACUCCACUGACAGAGACAACCAGAGAGACUACCACACCCACAGCCCCACCACUGACAGAGACCACCACACCCACAGCCCCACCACUGACAGAGACCACCACACCCACAGCCCCACCACUGACAGAGACCACCACACGCACAGCCCCACCACUGACAGAGACCACCACACCCCCACCACUGACAGAGACCACCACACCCACAGCCCCACCACUGACAGAUACCACCACAGGCACAGUCACACCACUGACAACCACCACCACAGGGACCACCACACCCAGAGCCACGCCACUGACAGAGACCCCCAGAAAAACCACUACAGCCACAGUCAUACCACGGACAGAGACCACCACACCCACAGUCACACCACUGACAGAGACCACCACAGAAACCGCCACACGCACAGUCACACCACUGACAAAGACUACAACAGAAACCACCACAGUCACAGCCACUCCACUGACAGAGACAACCAGAGAGACUACCAUAUCCAUAACCCCAAUACAGACGGAGACCACCACACGCACAGCCCCACCACUGACAGAGACCACCUCACGCACAGCCCCACCACCGACAGAGACCACGACAGCCACACCACUGACAACCACCACCACAGAGACCACCACACCCAGAGCCAUGCCACUGACAGAGACCACCACACCCACAGUCACACCACUGACAGAGACCACUACAAAAACCACUACACCCACAGCCACACCACUGACAAAGACUACAACAGAAAGCACCACAGUCACAGCAACUCCACUGACAGAGACAAUCAGAGAGACUACCACACCCACAGCCACACCACUGACAAAGACCACCACAGCCACACCACUGACAAAGACCACCACAGCCACACCAUUGACAAAGACCACCACAGCCACACCACCGACAACCACCACCACAGGGACCACCACACCCACAGCCCCACCACUGACAGAGACCACCAGAGCCACAUCACUGACAACCACCACCACAGAGACCACCACACCCACAGCCCCACCACUGACAGAGACCACCACAGCCACAUCACUGACAACCACCCCCACAGAAACCGCCACACGCACAGUCACACCACUGACAAGGACUACAACAGAAUUUACCAUAGUCACAGCCACUCCACUGACAGAGACAACCAGAGAGACUACCAUAUCCACAGCCCCAAUUCUGACAGAGACCACCACACACACAGCCCCACCACCGACAGAGACCACCGCAGCCACACCACUGACAACCAUCACCACAGAGACCACCACACACACAGCCCCACCACUGACAGAGACCACUACAAAAACCACUACACCCACAGCCACACCACUGACAAAGACCACCACACCCACAGUCACACCACUGACAGAAACCACCACAGAAACCGCCACACGCACAGUCACACCACUGACAAAGACUACAACAGAAAGCACCACAGUCACAGCCACUCCACUGACAGAGACAACCAGAGAGACUACCACACCCACAGCCCCACCACUGACAGAGACCACCACAGCCACACCACUGACAACCACCACCACAGGGACCACCACACCCACAGCCCCACCACUGACAGCGACCACCACAGCCACACCACUGACAACCACCACCACAGGGACCACCAUACCCACAGCCCCACCACUGACAGAGACCACCACAGCCACACCACUGACACCAGACAGGAACCACACAGACCACUGACAGAGACCACCACAGCCACACCACUGACAACCACCACCACAGGGACCACCACACCCAGAGCCACGCCACUGACAGAGACCCCCAGAAAAACCACUACACCCACAGUCAUACCACUGACAGAGACCACCACAGAAACCGCCACACGCACAGUCACACCACUGACAAAGACUACAGCAGAAACCACCACAGUCACAGCCACUCCACUGACAGAGACAACCAGAGAGACUACCAUAUCCACAGCCCCAAUACUGACAGAGACCACCACACGCACAGCCCCACCACUGACAGAGACCACCACAGCCACACCACUGACAACCACCACCACGGAGACCACCACACCCAUAGCUCCACCACUCACAGAGACCACCACAGCCACACCACUGACCACCACCAUCACAGAGACCACCACACCCACAGCCCCACCACUGACAGAGACCACCAAAAAAACCACCACACCCACAGUCAUACCACUGACAGAGACCACCACACCCACAGUCACACCACUGACAGAAACCACCACAGAAACCGCCGCACGCACAGUCACACCACUGACAAAGACUACAACAGAAACCACCACAGUCACAGCCUCUCCACUGACAGAGACAACCAGAGAGACUACCAUAUCCACAGCCCCAAUACUGACGGAGACCACCACACGCACAACCCCACCACCGACAGACACCACCACCCCCACAGCCCCACCACUGACAGAGACCACCACACGCACAGCCCCACCACUGACAGAGACCACCACAGCCACACCACUGACAACCACCACCACAGAGACCACCACACCCACAGCCCCACCACUGACAGAGACCACCACAGGCACAGUCACACCGACAACCACCACCACAGGGACCACCACACCCAGAGCCACGCCACUGACAGAGACCACCACACCCACAGUCACACCACUGACAACCACCACCACACCCACAGCCCCAUCACUGACAACCACCACCACACCCACAGCCACACCACUGACAAAGGCUACAACAGAAAUCACCACAGUCACAGCCACUCCACUGACAGAGACAAUCAGAGAGACUACCAUAUCCACAGCCCCAAUACUGACAGAGACCACCACACACACAGCCCCACCACUGACAGAGGCCACCACAGCCACACCACUGACAACCACCAUCACAGAGACCACCACACCCACAGUCACACCACUGACAGAGACCACCAUACCCACAGCCCCACCACUGACAGAGACCACUACAAAAACCACUACACCCAUAGCCACACCACUGACAAAGGCUACAACAGAAACCACCACAGUCACAGCCACUCCAGUGACAGAGACAAUCAGAGAGACUACCACACCCACAGCCACACCACUGACAGAGACCCAUACAUCCACAGUCACACCACUGACAACCACCACCACAGGGACCACCAGACGCACAGUCACACCACUGACAAAGACUACAACAGAAUCCACCACAGUCACAGCCACUCCACUGACAGAGACAACCAGAGAGACUACCAUAUCCACAGCCCCACCACUGACAGAGACCACCACAGCCACACCACUGACAACCACCACCACAGAGACCACCACACACACAGCCCCACCACUGACAGAGACCACCAGAAAAACCACCACACCCACAGUCAUACCUCUGACAGAGACCAGCACAGAAACCUCCACACGCACAGUCACACCACUGACAGAGACUACAACAGAAACCACCACAGCCACACCAGUGACAAAUACCACCACAGGGAUCACCACACCCACAGACACACCACUGACAAAGACUACCACACCCACAGUCCCACCACUGACAAAGACCACCACAGGUACCACUCAAGCCCAAAACUCGGUCAGCACAGUGAACUUCACAGCCCCAAUAUCACACUCUACUUCAGCCAUCCUCCCUGUGACCACUUCUCCAGCACUCAGCACUAUCUCCCAUACAUCCACCAGUAGAGGCACUGGGACACCCAUGACACGCACUACAACAGCCGCCCCCACUAGGCCACACAUGCCAUUCACCACUCACUCCCGUGCCACCGUUUCUGUCCAUACCACCUCUCACACAACAGCUCUGCCAGCAGGAACAUCCUUCCGGCCCACCACCACCCAUUCCACCCCAUCACAUCCAGAGACCCUUCCCGUCCACGUGUCAACAUCUGUGACUUCCACCUCUCACCGAGUCAUCACCCCAACUGAGUCCCAUGCUACCUACUCCACCACAAAGCCUACUGGCACCCCAACGCCAUUGACACACAUCCUGGUCACAUCCACGGCACCCACAUCCAUGUCCUCACUGUCGACAACAACAACAGGGAGCACCACACCCACAACCCUGCCACUCACAAAGACCACAACAGGGACCACUCAGGCCCAGAGCCCGGUCAGCACGGUGCCAGCACAAAGCUCUAGCUUCCCCUCUCCAUCAUCUUCUCCGGCUUCUCUGAACCCAAGCCGAAGUCCUCUAACCACUUCUGUUUCCGUGUCGACUCUGCCCCAUUACCCCCCUUCUUCCACUGUCUCGACCCCCUCCUCCUCGCCCACUGCUUCCUCUCCUCCUCCUCACGGGUCCUCGAACACCUCUCCUUUGAUAUCAUCUUCCCCCUCCCCUUCUGCAGUCUCCACUUCACACAGCAUCCCAAGUGUCAGCUCAGCUCCACACCGUCCCUCGCCCUCUGCACCUCUGACCGAGUCACAGACAGCAUCCCUGCUGACCAGCCCCCCUUCCCCCGCCGCCUCCACACCCAUCAGGCCCUCCCUCUCACCUCCAUCAGCUCCGACGCUGUCCCCUGCCCCCACUGUUAGUACCGUCAUCCUGUCUACACCCCGGACCACAGUCAGCAGCCCCACCUCCUCCGUCCCGUCCUCUCAGUCCACCACCGCACAGGCCACCUCUCUCACCACCCAAACCCCCACCCACGGCCUCCUGUCUUCUACGCUGGGCGUGACAGCCGUCCCAAGUUCUCCAGCCACCAACCUCACCACCAGACAGCCGAGUACCACCAGGCUGCAGACUACCGUGUUCCUGGCCAGCUCCAUCACUGCACACGAAAGCUCCUUCCUCCCCACCGCCGGGUCUGUGUCCACAGAGAGCCAGUCCAUCUCCACCUUUGCUACAUCUCUUCCCAGCUCUGCAGGUACUGAGACAGGCAGACCAGAGACACCUCCGUCCACAGGGGCCUGCAGCGUGAAGGAGUCGGAGGAAGAAGUCACUUUCCAGGGGUGCACGGCCAACAUCACGGUGACCCGCUGCGAGGGUGUGUGCGCCUCCUCGGCCAGCUUCGACAUGGACACCAUGCAAGUAGCCACCACCUGCAGCUGCUGCCGCCCUGUCAGCUCCUACGAGGCGGAGCUCGUGCUGCCCUGCACGGACCCUGCGGCGUGGGGGCAGCAGCUGGUGCUCACGGUGCAAGUGUUCAGCAGCUGUGCGUGCUGCCGCCAGCGCUGUGGAGACUAGAGCUCCAUCCACAAAACCGCCCGACACGCUGGGCCCCGCAGCCCCUUCCGAGGCACAGCCGUGGCCUCCGAGAGCCCUCGGAGGUGGCUCACCCGGGCCGCCGGAGAGAAAGGGGGUGCGGGCGGGGGUCCUGCAGACCCCGACGGGCCCCAGCAGGCUGCACGGGACUGGCUGGCCUCCGGGGCCACACAGGGCGCUGCCUGCCAUGCCCACUGCUCGUGCACAGCCUCCAGUCCUGCUGGGACUAAGACCGGGGGCAGAGCAGCACGGAAGGCUGUCCAGAAGGGGCUCCUGGGGAGGCCGGGCCCCCGAGCAGAGGGUCGGGGAGAGACACAGGUCACAGCAUGCAGAGGGAAGCGAAGGGGGGCACCCCACCUGCCUGCCGACAGGGCUCACCCUGGCGAGGGGGCACCCGGGCACCACACCCUGGCGAACAGACGGCAAUAAACUGGCCCUGGUCAAAGCACAAA